CCGAUUGGAAAAGCGUUCAAAUGCCGAGAGAUGUCUUUGCAAAAAUGUGUAAGAAACGUAACGUUCCAAACAGUAAGUCGUCGUCGUCGUCGUUGUCUUUCAACGUUCUCCCCCCCCCGCCGUGGUCAAAAAGCUUUUGCUCGUCGUCGUCGUUUCGUUGUGUUGUUUUUUGCAUUUGGAACGCGACGCUUUUUUACUCGAAAUUUUCCAUUCCGCUUCGUGUUGCCAAAAAGCAAGGUCGGCUGUUUUUCUUUUUCGUCUUCUUCUUUUUGGCUGUUCGUUUGGUCGAAACGGUUUUUUUUCCUUUACUUUACUUGUAAGCUUACGGCUGUCGUUCAACUUUUGGGUUGUUUACCCGCUCGUUGGUUUGACGACGAGAAGCAACGCUUUCAGUUCAACCCCGCCAACGUGUGUGUUUCUUUUGACUCUUUUGCCCAUCCGCAUUUCGUUGUGUGCAGCAAACAGAGUUGACUUAUUCGCACUUUUAAGCAUUUCCGCGUUCCUUCUCCGCCUUGGUUGACCAAAACUCGAGGCCCUCCAGGUUCAAACCUGUGCCGCUAAACCUCCCAAAAACCCCCCACCAAAAAGCGCGCACCUUUGGGUCUUUUUCAACCAUUUUCCAAAGGCCCAACCCAUAGACAUGCAAUCGACCACAGCCACUACAUCGCUUCCACUUCCCUUCUCUCUUCCCUUUUCCUUUUAUCCUAUCACAAACUACCUUCCUACCAUACCCCUACCAAAGUUCUUGAUCAAGGCAGAAAACCCUGAUAUACGAUUGCCGGAAGAUCUGCUCGAUUUCCUAUGGUUCGCAAUUGGUUGGGCGAUACUACAUGCCGUGCUGCUGAAAUAUGUCUUUGAGCCUCUAGCUCGUUACCUUGUUCCUCCACCCAAUGCUCCUACGAAAGCUGACCCAAAAGUUGCCGAUGCAAUCGAGGGCUGUUCGUCUUCAACUACCAGCAAAUCUGCUCCAAAGAUUCGAGCUAGGAAAGGGGCAAACGGUAUCAGUGCGACCCAUCCUCACAAAAAGGCUCCACGAGAGCUCGCGCGUCUGCCUCCCGUAGACGAUCGAACGAAAUUCUCUCUGUCUGCUUGGAAGCUAGUUACUUAUGGUGCGAGUACAGUGACAGGGCUCUACAUUCUGUUUUCGGAAGACUGGAUGUUGACCCCAGACAUGUAUUGGGAGCAAGUAGGGCAACCCGGACGGAUGAGCGAUCUCGUCAAAUUCUAUUAUAAGCUGGGGUUCAGCAGCUAUCUCUAUCAUUCCGUUACCAUCUUCUUCGAACCAAAGCAGAAAGAUUUCCCGGUGAUGGUGACCCAUCAUCUUGUCACUCUCAUCCUCAUGUUUUUGAGUUAUGUGUGGCCGUAUUACCGAGUUGGAUGCGCAAUCUUAUUGCUGCAUGAUUGCAGCGACCCGAUUAUGGAGGCGGCCAAGAUGGCACUGUAUUCUGGCAAAACACGGGCUGCCGAUGCACUUUUCGCGGCCUUUGCGGCCGUGUUUAUCUGGACGCGCAACUGGAUUUUCCCAGUCUACGUUAUCCGGAGUUGCUACGAUUGGUCAUUCAAGGAUAAUACGUCACUGAUCACCCCGGCAACCGCAGCGACAGCAUUUUUGAUAUUGUUGGAAGCCUUCCAUUUGUAUUGGGCGUCUCUGAUAUUGAAAAUGGCCAAAAAGGCCAUCCUAGAUAAAGGUGUCAGUGACGAUACACGAAACCAUUAAGGACUUUUUCUCUAAGCACGCGCGGUUAGAUGUGGUAUCAAAGAAUGGCCUUGGUUAUGAACCUUAUAAAGAUUAUUAUGAGGGAUACAUAGGCUGACAUUCGCUCGAAUGUUGGUCAACCUUUUGCAGACUGUUUUUAGAGAAGGGUUGACCUUGAAAUGAAAUCAUUGCAUAUAUCACAAGGCGCUCGAUUGUGACAGUUGGCAAAGAACGCAUUGAACAAACGUGACCUGUACGCGACCGUCAUGAACAUCAUCUUGUCCGACUUCCUUCAUUCUACUUCAGAUAGAACCAUUUAUCGCCCUUCCCUUGGCAAAUAAAAUACCGCCCAUUUCCCCCACUGUAUGAAACCCAUCCAAAUAGAUAAGCGCUACCAAAAUACAUUAGCUAUUUCUCAAAUAACA
This is a messenger RNA of Spizellomyces punctatus DAOM BR117, 2121 nucleotides long. RefSeq lists its product as uncharacterized. Bases 641 to 1717 code for a protein of 358 amino acids. The transcript is spliced from 6 exons. Gene Ontology annotation, cellular component: membrane. Gene Ontology annotation, molecular function: sphingosine N-acyltransferase activity. NCBI's taxonomy places the organism in Eukaryota, Fungi, Chytridiomycota, Chytridiomycetes, Spizellomycetales, Spizellomycetaceae. The record is from RefSeq and is a predicted model, not a curated record. Gene Ontology annotation, biological process: ceramide biosynthetic process.